UCAAAUAUUAUAAAAUGUGUUUAUGUGUACCUAUGAGGUGUGGACACUGAUGGGCUGAGUUGAACAGAGAUGGACAGAGAUGGACAUGGUUACAGAGAUAGUAUAGGCUGAUGAACAGUGAUAGUAUAGGCUAAUGAACCGUGACUCCAGUGCUGUUGAGGUCUCCUCCCCUCCUGGUCUGAUCUGAUCUGGGACCGGUUCUCUGAGCCGACUCCGUCCUCCUCCUCCAGCAGAGCUGCUGAUCACAUCAUCAUGGAGAGACCUCGUCCUCGCUCCUGCUGACUCGGUUUUCUGAGUAAAAAGAAGAGGGAAUAUUUCACUGGACAUCUUUCUAUCCCGGUUCUGUUCUCUGAAGAUGAAGAUGGGAUUAAACAGAAGAGAUCAGAGAGGAAUUACUGCUUCAGUUGGAAUACACAAGUCAGUGUGAGGCGGCUUCACACCGGCCAGCAGAGGACAUGGCAAAGGUCGGCUGUGAGAACUCCCUCUCACCCAGACUGCGCUGGUCCACCGCCACGUCCGAUGACGAGCUCGCCGUCAUAGAGAACGGGGAGAGCAGGACUCAGUCUCUGAACUCAGAGAGGACGCUGUCUGCAGAGUCCCACAGAGACUCUUUUACAGGAGCUGGAGCGAUGGCCAGGCUCUCUCACUUCUUCUUCAUGCUGUGGAACUGGGCGGCGUCUCACAGAGCGAACCCCGUACCACCAAGAACCGACUCGUUCCUGGAGCGCUUCAGAGGCCCCGAGCUCAAAGACCUCUCCGGUCGAGAGAGCAACGACCAGUCCGUCGGCCACGGCAAGAGGAAUGUUGCCAGUAAGUGGCCGCUAGCUACUUACAACAUGAACAACUGCAACAACACAGACGACAAAAAAGAUGACAAAAAGGAGGAGAUUAAAAAAGAUGAGGAGAAAAAAGAAGAGGAGAAAAAGGAUGAGAAGAAGGACGAGAAGAAAGAUGAGAAGAAAGACGAGAAGAAAGAUGAGAAGAAGGAUGAGAAGAAAGAUGAUAAAAAGGAUGAUAAAAAGAAGGAGGAGCCACCGAAAGAAAUCUGGAUUAUGGAUCCAGCCACAGACCAGUACUACAAAUGGCUGACCGUCAUCGCCGGCCCGGUAUUUUAUAACCUGAUAAUGAUCGUAACGAGAUCCUGUUUUAAUGAACUCCAGGACACGUACACUCACCUCUGGCUGUUCCUGGACUACACCACCGACAUCCUCUACUACACAGACACCUUCGUCAGAUCGAGAACAGGUUACCUGGAACAAGGCCUGCUGGUAAAAGAUUCCGGGAAACUGAGAAAUAAAUACAGAACAACAUCUCAGUUCAAAUACGACAUGAUCUCCAUGAUACCCACCGAUCUGCUGUUUCUGAAAUUCGGUUACAACAACCCGGAGUUCAGAUUCAACCGUCUCUGCAAAAUCUCGAGGCUCUUUGAGUUCUUCGAGCGGACUGAAACCAGAACCAGCUUCCCGAACAUGUUUCGUAUCAGCAACCUCGUACUUUAUAUCCUCGUUAUUAUCCACUGGAAUGCUUGUAUGUUCUUUGCCAUUUCGAAAACCAUCGGUUUUGGAACGGACACGUGGGUAUAUCCUAAUAUCAGUCACCCGGAGCACGGCCGCUUGGCCAGAAAGUACAUCUACUCCCUGUAUUGGUCCACGCUGACCCUCACCACCAUCGGAGAGACCCCUGCACCAGUCAGGGAUAUUGAAUUUGUCUUCGUCAUUGCCGAUUUCCUCACCGGCGUGCUGAUCUUCGCUAGUAUUGUCGGUAACGUCGGUGCCAUGAUCUCCAACAUGAACGCCUCCCGUGCCGAGUUCCAGGCGAAGAUCGACUCCAUAAAGCAGUACAUGCAGUUCCGAAAGGUCACCAAGGACCUGGAGGCCAGGGUCAUCAAGUGGUUUGACUACCUGUGGACUGAGAAGAAGACCUGCGAUGAGAAGGAGGUUUUGAAGAACCUCCCGGACAAGCUCAAAGCCGAGAUCGCCAUCAACGUCCAUUUGGACACGCUGAAAAAAGUGCGUAUUUUCCAGGGUUGCGAAGCCGGUUUGCUGAUUGAAUUGGUGCUCAAGCUGCAGCCGCAAGUGUUCAGUCCCGGCGAUUACAUCUGUAAGAAGGGGGAUAUUGGCAGGGAGAUGUACAUCAUCAAGGAGGGGAAGCUGGCCGUGGUGGCCGAUGAUGGAGUCACUCAGUUCGUAGUGCUCAGUGAUGGAGCCUACUUUGGGGAAAUCAGUAUUUUGGGUAUCAAGGGCAGUAAAGCCGGCAACAGGAGAACAGCCAACAUCAGAAGCGUAGGCUACUCGGAUCUCUUCGCCUUGUCCAAAGACGACUUGAUGGAGGCUCUCACCGAGUACCCGGACGCCAAAAAAGCUCUGGAGGAGAAGGGCAAAGACAUCCUGAUGAAAGACAACCUGAUCGACGAGGCGAUCGCCAACGCCGGCGCCGACCCCAAAGACCUGGACGAGAAGAUCGUGAAGCUGCAGGGAAACCUGGAACUCAUGCAGACCAAGUUCGCCCAGCUGAUGGCGGAGUUCACCUCCAGCACGUCGAGGAUGAAGCAGAGGGUCACCGACAUGGAGGGCAAAGUGAAGUCCAUGAAACCAGAGGACUUGACGGAAGUGGUGGCCGACAAGGACAAAAAAAGUCCAGUAGCGUGAGAGACGACCCCGAGGACUUUACAGGGAGUGAAGGGAUUUUUCAUUUAGAAUAGUAGAGUGACACUUUUUAAAGGACAUGUUUAUAUAUAUUUAUACAUCUCUGUUUAUCAUCAUCAUCAUAAUGUGUCAAAUUGUGUACAGUGUAUGCAGCAAACGUUUUUGUGUGUGCUAUGAUUGACAAUUUCAUGUUGAUCAGAAGUACUUGUGUUUCCAAAAAAAAAGGCUUUUGACAGCCUUAGAAUAAUGAGGAAUCUUCGUUUUCCUGAUCAGUGUUGACAUAUUCCCACGGACUGUAUGUAAGAAGUGGACGUAUUAACCGUGACGUCACCUGUUGGUUCGGCAUUUUGGCUGUCGCCAUC
Messenger RNA from Sebastes umbrosus (honeycomb rockfish), 3007 nucleotides. It is a transcript of the gene cnga3a, whose product is annotated as cyclic nucleotide gated channel subunit alpha 3a. Gene Ontology annotation, cellular component: intracellular cyclic nucleotide activated cation channel complex; plasma membrane. NCBI's taxonomy places the organism in Eukaryota, Metazoa, Chordata, Actinopteri, Perciformes, Sebastidae. Gene Ontology annotation, biological process: monoatomic cation transmembrane transport. The record is from RefSeq and is a predicted model, not a curated record. Gene Ontology annotation, molecular function: intracellularly cGMP-activated cation channel activity; cGMP binding; intracellularly cAMP-activated cation channel activity. The transcript is spliced from 9 exons. Bases 456 to 2648 code for a protein of 730 amino acids.